AUGGCCAGCAUGGAGGUCUUCAUUGGUCGAAUUCCGCCCGGCAUAGGUGUUGCAGAGAUCUCCGAUCUCCUGGUCCCAUACGGAGCCACAAACGUUCGCAUCCUGGAUGGCAAGGGCUGCGCGUUCGCGGAUUUCGCCAAUGCGGAUUACGGUCAGCGCGCCAUUGCAGAGCUUAACGGCUACCAGAUGCCUGGAGGUCAGCAAGGGGGUCUCAAUGUCAAGAUGGCGACCAGCAAGGUGCGCCCUGGUGAAAUGCCUUCCGAUUGGCGGCCCAUGCCGGGAGCUGCGCAGGGGGCGGCCGCGCAGGCACCCAUGGGUGCUUCUCAGGUCCAGCCGCAAGUUUUCGUCGGGCGACUUCCUGCGAAUUGCGAGCAGCGUGACCUCGAAGAACUCUUUGCGCCGUAUGGAGCGCACACCAUUAAGUUGCUGGAGGGUAAGAACUGUGCCUUCGCCACCUUUGACACAUGGGCAGCUGCCGAGAAGGCUAUCGCGGAGCUUGAUAAAACGCCGAUGAAGGCUGACGGGAACCCCGAAGGUAUAAAUGUCAAGUUAGCCGAUGUCAAGGGAGCGCCGAAAGGUGCCCAGCAAGAGCCCAAGGUUUUCAUCGGAGGCCUUGCGCCAACCAUCACGUCUGACGACGUCUGCAGAGUGUGCCAACAGUUCGGAACCAUAACCCACAGCAAGAUCUUCACCAAAAACGACAAAUCCAUGCCCUGUGCGUUCGUCACCUUUUCGUCGUUUACGGAGGCAGAGGUUUGCAUCAACGCUCUGAGUGGCAAGGAAGAGUUAGCGGCUGAAGGCAAGACACUGGUUGCAAAGAUGGCUGACCUCGCGAAAUCUCGGUCACAGGUGCCGCCGCUAAUGCCGCAGAUGCAGGCUUUUGCACCUGCCCCAAUGCCUAUGCGAGCUGUGCCGCCUCCAACUAUUCGCGGAACGGCCGGGGCGCAACCGUAUUCCCAAGCAUAUCAGUCACAGGGCAACUUUCAGCAGCAAGGAUUUCAGCAGCAAGGCUUCCAGCAGCAAGGAUUUCAGCAGCAGGGCUUUCAGCAGCAAGGCUUUCAGCCCCCUCACCAACAGUUCCAGGCGUAUCCGGCGGCCCCACCAGGCUUGGUGAAGGCCAAAGGUGGUGAUGACCCAGUGCCAACAUCGAUGGGGGGCGGCCAAGGUGAAAAGGUCUUCGUAGGCGGCCUACCUGAGGCUGUGAACAUGGAAUUCGUUUGGGGGAUGAUGGCACCCUUUGGCCAGGUCGCCGAUGUCAAAAUCCUAAGAAAGCAAGGAGCUUCGCCAUGCGCCUUCGUGCGCUUUGCCCAACCCGAGGAUGCAGACCAGGCUGUGGAGAUGCUCGGGAGCUGUCGCUUCACCGUGAAGUUUGCGGACAACAAGCCCGGCAUGCAAGGCCAGAAGCGGGGUUUCGACGAGGCUUCUCAGUUCCACAACGAAGUAUCUGAGCAUAGCAGAGACAUGUCAAAGCCCUACAGCACCUUCCAAGGCGCCUACGCGAGGCAGAGCCAGUCCGCCGGCAUCUCUCCUCGGAUGGACCCUGAGAGCAUGAGCAGCUUCGGCUUCGGGAAGCGCAAGCGCUUGAAUGUGGUCUCGAUUCUGAUCAACGUUCUCACACCGUGGCUGGUUUUCUGCGGUGUCUUCGCCUCGAUGUCCUUCUCGACCCACCACGAAAGCCCCGUCCUGGCCUGGUUGGCGGUGCUUGCAGGCCUCGCUUUUGCCGGAGGUGCAGGUGUCAUGGCGCGCAGGACCAAGAUGCAGGACCAGGAUCCUACUUGGUACACCUUUGCAGCCCUGGCUCUGGGCCUUGCGACCGUCUCUGCGGCUGUCCUGGGAGACAUGAACUACUGGUACAACAUGCAGCCGUACUAUGACAUCGAGAACAUCAACACGUACCCCUCUGUGAACCCUGCGCGGGAGAAAGGGCAACAGCUUAUGGAUGCCGGUCGCGUUUAUUUCGAGGACGGCACUGGGUUGGACACUUCCAAGGCCAUGGCAUUCCGGAACCUCGACAGGUACUGCGUUGCACCCAUCGUCUUUGGACAGGAGCCUCUCGCCUCUUACGACUUCUGGGCU
Symbiodinium necroappetens is the source of this 2076-nucleotide messenger RNA. Lineage: Eukaryota; Dinophyceae; Suessiales; Symbiodiniaceae. The record is from the annotation of a GenBank genome assembly.